This is a messenger RNA of Cuscuta epithymum, 3983 nucleotides long. The record is from the annotation of a GenBank genome assembly. NCBI's taxonomy places the organism in Eukaryota, Viridiplantae, Streptophyta, Magnoliopsida, Solanales, Convolvulaceae.
UGUGCUUCAAUGUUGAUGAAAUAAGAGUUUGGCUUAGGCCUUACGGGAGGACACGAGUGAUGCUUAGUUUUCUUCCUUAACAUUUUAUUGUGUUUGUUUGUUUAUUCAGGUUGGACAUUGUGCCGCUCUUUUGACUUAAUUGCUCUUACAAACUGACUAUGAAUGAUGUAAUGAUUUUUAUUCCUGUUUCAUUAUUCCUCUUCACAAAAUCUUUUCAAAACUCAAGUGUGAGGAAAGAACCAAAAAAAAAAAAUGUGCCUUUAUUUCCCAAUUUUGUGCCUCAAAAGAAGACCUCGAGGGCGAGGUCCAGCUCAAGUGUGAGGAGGUUGCGUUUUACACUCAAAAGUCAAAACCUUGUUUUAGAACAAUCUUUUUACUAUUUUUGAUAUGAAACAUUAAUUUCUCAAUUUGUUAUCUGAUAAGUCCAUUUUUGUACUUAUUUUUCUUAUCAAAUUUAAGCGAUUUUUGAUUGAAAAUAGAAAGAAAAGGCAUGUUUUAGAUAUUUUGGUUCAAAUUUUAUGAAAUCAGGUGAAAACCACAUUCAUCGUAUGUUUGUCGGAAUUUCGGGUCAAUUGAGCACAAAAUGAGCCAAUUCGAGCAACAAAUGAUAUCAUACCGAAAGAAGGAGACAUUAUUUCAAGGUGGUCCAGAAGACAAUAUUGAAGAGCACAAAAUAAGGAACAAGCCGGACAAAUAAUCUCAAAGGCGGCCGUGCAGGCGGCCACAAUGAAGGCCUUCGCGGCCGCCUACGGUAUUUUUGGAAAGUCAAACCUUGACUUUGACCGGAUUCGGAAAAGACCGUAGGCCGCCGACACUGGACGGAAGGCGGCCGCCUACGGUGACCGCCUGCGGCAGAAGACGACGAAGCAACCACCGGCCGGUGGGAUUUGACGGCAGGCGGCCAGACAGGAACGGCAGGCGGCCGCCUGCUGGACCGCCUGCGGCGGCCGGGAUCCGCCGGGAUCCGCCGCGAUCCGAUUUGACCGUGAAACGACGGCAGGCGGCCAAUUUUGGUGGAAGGCGGCCGCCCUCUGUGGCCGCCUACGGCUGACGGAGACCAGCCCACGCGAAGUUGCCGGCGAUUCGACGGCAGGCGGCCAGUUGCUGCCGGAAGGCGGCCGCCUGCCCGGGCGCCUUCGGUGAAAUUUCUCCUAUAAAUAGCCCGAUUUUUCCUCAACUCAAACACACCUCUUCCAACCCUAAAUCAGUUCAAAACACCUUCUUUCUUCCUCCAUUUUCGAGCUCCAAAGGUCUUAGAGAGAGAGAAACUUCAAAUCUUCAUAUCUUCUUCAUUUUAGCUCCAAAUUAUGUCUGGAGGAAGACGUGACGAUCCCAUUUUCGAGGAGCCACCACUAGGACGGGAAGACCCGCCACCUCAGCCUGAUAUCCCAUUUGCUACUAUUGCUGAUCGCAGACGCUUCCAGGCAUGGGGGCAAUACCGCACACUCCUUCCUCCCAUGAUCCUGGACCCGACGAUGCUAGAGGAAUGGGGGUACUGGGAUGACAUUGAUGCCCUGCUAGGAGACUCUUUAUGGCGGAGGAUUCUAUUGGUUCAGGAGAGGGCCAGCCUUCCAUUGACGAUGGAGUUUCUGUGCUCCGUUCAGUUCACUCAUUACGGACAGGCUGUGCAGGAGGGUGCUGUUAUUGGGUCAGAGUCUCGGAUGAGGUUUACUAUUCUAGGCAUGGAGCACUCCAUCACUGUGGCUGAGCUCGGAUGGAGGAUGGGGCUCUAUACCCCAGCAUACACACAGACUGAGGAGUUCCGUGCUCUUCCGACCCGCUUACCCGAGGCAUUUGACAUUGAUGAUUUCUGUGCUCCGUUCAGUUCACUCAUUACGGACAGGCUGUGCAGGAGGGUGCUGUUAUUGGGUCAGAGUCUCGGAUGAGGUUUACUAUUCUAGGCAUGGAGCACUCCAUCACUGUGGCUGAGCUCGGAUGGAGGAUGGGGCUCUAUACCCCAGCAUACACACAGACUGAGGAGUUCCGUGCUCUUCCGACCCGCUUACCCGAGGCAUUUGACAUUGAUGAGUUCUGGCACAGACACUCCACAGACACCAGAUCAUUUCUCCGGAUGCACCCCCAUUCGAACAAAUGGAGGGAGACUCACUGGUACAUACUCUCGUUCGUACUUUCUUGUGGUUUUUUUGGACGACCUAACAACACAAACAGGUUGUCCAAAAAGGACAUACUAUUCUUUUGGAGUUUGAUUCACCGCAUCCCGGUGAAUAUGGCUGUCCUUAUGGCUCGUUUCUUCCGGAGCCAGGGGAAGACUGUGCGGCGCACUAUCCAGGCAGGGCCUUUCAUCACUACCCUCGUUAGAUCCUUCUACCCAGAUCUAGACAUUCCAGGGCUAUCACAUUUACAGGAGAGCAUUCGCGUUCUUCGAUCCUCAUCCUUUACCAACAUGAGGAUCAAGAAGAAGCGGAAUACUCAGGAGCUCCCAGGUAUUGAGCAGCCGACCCAGCAGAGUAGUUCUUCUCGACCCUCAGGACAUGAGGGAUCUAGCGAGCCCUUUUCAUACAUGCCUAGCGCCACAGAUUGGAGAGCGAUGAUGGAUGGGAUGAGGAGUCUACAGACCUCAGUUUCAGAGAUGCGGGUUGCACAGGACAGAGGACUCCAGGAGAUGCGAGAGGCGCAUGAGACGGCCCUGGGAGAGUUCAGAGACUUUCGAUUAGCUCAGGAGAGAGCCACCCAGGAUAUGCAGGCGGAGCUAGAGACCCAGAGGCUAGAUAUUGAUGAGAUGAGAGAUUGGCUUAGGCCACACUAUGGCCCCCAGGAUGGCGCAGGCGAUGUUUAGAUUUGCUUCUUCCUUAACAUUUUUAUCAUGUUUGUUUGUUCUUCAGGUUGGACAUUGCGCUGCUCUUUUGACUUGAAUGCUCUUACAAACUGACUAUGGAUGAUGUAAGGAUUUUAAAAAACCAUUUUACUCCUGUUUCAUUAUUUCUCUUCACAAAAUCUUUUCAAAACUCAAGUGUGAGGAAAGAACCAAAAAAAAAAAAAUGUGCCUUUAUUUCCCAAUUUUGUGCCUCAAAAGAAGACCUCGAGGGCGAGGUCCAGCUCAAGUGUGAGGAGGUUGCGUUUUACACUCAAAAGUCAAAACCUUGUUUUAGAACAAUCUUUUUACUAUUUUUGAUAUGAAACAUUAAUUUCUCAAUUUGUUAUCAAUUCACAAAAUAGUUUAGAAAAUCACCCUUAUUAUAAGAAUUUACUAUUAUUAUUAUUUUUGAAAACUUAAAAUUGUUAUGGGUUUUUGGUUGCGAAUGUAAAGGUCUGAAUUUGUUUUAAUUGGACAUUCAUUUUUUUUCAUAAAAAAAAAAUGUUACUAUUAAUAAACCUCUUCAAAACUCAUUGUUAUAGGACAAUUCCAUCUCCGAAAAGGGGCUCUGUUUCAUUCGUUAAUCACAGUCUGUGAGAAUGAAAUAUGCAUUUACCAUGGGAUAACACCGCCAACAAGAGUGAAAAAGAGCAAAAAAAAAAAAAAAAAAAAAUGGUGAACAAGAUGAAUGUCCAAAUUAGAAUAAUGAAAACCUUGGGAUAAGGAAUUGAUCGGUGGUUUAACAUAAUCAAUAGUUUUCUUCAGUAAUAAUAAUAGUAAAUUCAUAUAUCUUGGGUGAUUUUUCUAAAAUAAAAAAAAUUGAGAAUAAAAGAGAGGUUUUUGUUUCUACUUCUUUAAUAGCAAUUCGAUUGUGAUAUAGUCAGGUUUUCCCUUUUUGAGUGUGUUUCCAACUAAUUCGUCGCUUGAGGACAAGCAACGCUUAAGUGUGAGGAGAUUGAUAAGUCCAUUUUUGUACUUAUUUUUCUUAUCAAAUUUAAGCGAUUUUUGAUUGAAAAUAGAAAGAAAAGGCAUGUUUUAGAUAUUUUGGUUCAAAUUUUAUGAAAUCAGGUGAAAACCACAUUCAUCGUAUGUUUGUCGGAAUUUCGGGUCAAUUGAGCACAAAAUGAGCCAAUUCGAGCAACAAAUGAUAUCAUACCGAAAGAAGGAG